Hemiscyllium ocellatum (epaulette shark) is the source of this 9065-nucleotide messenger RNA. RefSeq names its product ribosomal protein S6 kinase a, polypeptide 1 (gene rps6ka1). The transcript is spliced from 23 exons. The coding region runs from base 239 to 2500 and encodes 753 amino acids. Gene Ontology annotation, molecular function: magnesium ion binding; ATP binding; ribosomal protein S6 kinase activity. NCBI's taxonomy places the organism in Eukaryota, Metazoa, Chordata, Chondrichthyes, Orectolobiformes, Hemiscylliidae. Gene Ontology annotation, biological process: protein phosphorylation; intracellular signal transduction. The record is from RefSeq and is a predicted model, not a curated record.
AGCUGAGCAGCAGUUAACGAUCGGGACCCGCGCAAAGGGAAGGGAAAGGGGGGAAGAGACAGUGGAGUCUUGGGAUCACUUCAGCCAGCGGUAUAAAGUAAUCAGAAACGAGCCACUACUGUGUGCAGGUAUCUCCCACCUACCGGGAUAGAGCUCAGCGACAGCGGGCAACUCUCUCCGGAAACAUCCAGCCUGACAGGGAUUUGCCUGUCGUCCCGUUUCCUCAGUCGGUUGCAGGAUGCCGUUGGCACAAUUAGCUGGUCCUUGGCCCAAAGUGGACCUGGUUCACCUAGAGACCGAGAAUGGGCAUGGAACUUCAGAAGAAACAACAGAUCCUCCAGUGCAGGCAAAAUCAGAAAUCACAUGGAUAGAGAAGGACUUUGUCUCUUUAAAGUGUAAGGAUGAAGGAAAUGUAAAAGAGAUCAACAUCACACAUCACGUGAAAGAGGGGUCAGAGAAAGCAGAUCCAUCUCACUUUGAGUUGUUGAAAGUACUUGGUCAGGGAUCCUUUGGAAAGGUGUUUCUGGUGAGAAAGAUCAAAGCACCUGAUGCAGGUCAGCUCUAUGCUAUGAAGGUUUUGAAGAAAGCCACAUUGAAAGUUCGGGAUCGUGUCCGGACUAAAUUGGAACGAGACAUCUUGGUGGAUGUAAAUCAUCCAUUCAUAGUGAAGCUGCAUUAUGCUUUUCAGACUGAAGGAAAACUGUACCUUAUCUUGGACUUCCUUAGAGGAGGUGAUCUUUUCACCCGACUAUCUAAAGAGGUAAUGUUCACAGAAGAAGAUGUUAAGAUAUAUUUGGCAGAGUUGGCUUUAGCCUUGGACCAUCUUCACAGUUUUGGAAUCAUCUACAGAGACCUGAAACCAGAAAAUAUUCUACUGGAUGAAGAAGGGCACAUAAAGUUGACUGAUUUUGGAUUGAGCAAGGAAGCUGUUGACCAUGAGAAGAAGGCCUAUUCAUUUUGUGGAACUGUUGAGUAUAUGGCUCCUGAGGUGGUUAAUCGACGUGGCCAUACACUUAGUGCUGACUGGUGGUCUUAUGGUGUUUUAAUGUUUGAGAUGUUGACUGGUUCCCUGCCAUUCCAAGGGAAGGAUAGAAAAGAGACGAUGACACUCAUUUUAAAGGCUAAAUUGGGAAUGCCUCAAUUCUUGAGUCCUGAAGCCCAAAGUUUGUUACGAGCACUUUUCAAGAGAAAUCCUGCCAACAGACUAGGAGCUGGUGUGGAUGGUGUAGAGGAAAUCAAGCGUCAACUAUUCUUCACAAACAUAGAUUGGAAUAAACUCUACCGAAGGGAACUGAAGCCACCAUUCAAACCAGCUGUGGCCAGGCCAGAUGAUACCUUUUAUUUUGACCCUGAGUUUACAGAACGGACACCUAAAGAUUCUCCUGGUGUUCCUCCAAGUGCCAGUGCUCACAAGUUAUUCCGAGGAUUCAGUUUUGUGGCAACAGGAAUUGAAGAGGAGGCAAUUAAGGCUGAACAUUCCAAAAUGGUCAUUCACCCUGUGUUGCAGCAGCUUCAUGGGAACAAUAUGAACUUUACUGAUGGUUAUGAGCUAAAGGAGGAUAUUGGUGUAGGCUCAUAUUCUGUCUGUAAACGUUGCAUUCACAAGACCACAAACAUGGAGUACGCUGUCAAGAUUAUUGAAAAGAGUAAGAGAGAUCCCUCUGAAGAGGUUGAAAUCCUGUUGCGGUAUGGGCAGCAUCCAAACAUCAUUACACUGAAAGAUGUCUACAAUGAUAGUAAAUAUAUCUACCUGGUGACGGAGCUAAUGAGAGGUGGUGAAUUACUGGACAAAAUACUGCAGAAGGGUUUCUCUGAGAGGGAGGCAAGUGCCCUUCUUCAUACAAUUGCCAAAACAGUGGAAUAUCUACAUUCUCAAGGGGUUGUUCACAGAGAUUUGAAACCAAGCAACAUCUUGUAUGUAGAUGAGUCAAGUAACCCUGAGUCAAUCCGAAUCUGUGACUUUGGUUUUGCUAAACAGCUGAGGGCUGACAAUGGACUCUUAAUGACUCCCUGCUAUACAGCCAACUUUGUUGCUCCAGAGGUUCUCAAACGUCAAGGAUAUGAUGAAGGCUGUGAUAUAUGGAGUCUGGGUGUUUUACUUUACACCAUGUUGGCCGGAUAUACUCCUUUUGCUAAUGGUCCCGAUGACACGCCAAGUGAGAUUCUGGCUAGGAUUGGGAGCGGACACUAUACUCUCCAGGGUGGAAAUUGGGACAAGGCCUCUUCUGCUGCAAAGGACCUUGUCUCCAAGAUGUUGCAUGUUGAUCCACACCGACGUUUAACAGCAAAGCAAGUUUUGAAACAUCAGUGGAUUGUAAACAGAGAUCAGCUUCCACAAAGCCAGCUGACCCGCCAGGAUGUCCACCUUAUUAAGGGAGCAAUGGCUGCCACCUUCUCAGCCUUGAACAGCUCCCCGCCAGCACCAAAACUGGAAUCUGUGAAGGCAUCAACUUUAGCUCAACGCAGAGAACUUAAAAAGCUGCCGUCCACCUCUCUGUAACUCAGCAUCUGUUUGUGGCUUAUCACAGGCAGUGCAAGAUCCAGGGAAGCCCAAGUUAUGUGCACAGUCACAGAGACUGUUCUUCCCUCAAGAUGUGGCAGUUGAGAGGAGAGUUAGUUGGCUGUUGAAUCUUUGGGAUAAUAUUGCAGUUCUUGAGAGAUAAAAAUAAGGAAAAUGAACUAAGGGAAAAUUGCUUUUUAUCAUGUUAAAUAGCUUUUACUGUACAAUUCUGCGGUAGUAACUUCACUUUGCCAGACUUGUUUUCAGUGGAGAGUAUCUUGCAGCAACCAAACAACUCUGAAUUCUGUUUGAGUAUUUCUUAUUCCUUUAAAAUUUACUUUUAAGUACCUGUAAGAAAACAAUACUUUGUUUUUUGAACUACAGUUGUAAGCACAGUCUGAGUACAAAUUGUAUUUGAAUCAUGAAGAGCAAAAUGAUGUGGAAUUACAGAACUAAUCAGAUCAAAGGCCCAGGUUGAAGUUAGGCUGCAAUAUUCUCAAGAAUUUUGAAGAUUUAAAACAUCUGAUAAUAUGUUAAAGCUCACUGUUGUUCAUGCUGUUUGGCGAAUAAGAGAAUUGGGAGAAUACUACCUUUCCCUUUCAAGCAUUUAGAUUUAUUGAAUCAUAGUUCUCGCAGUACUACGCUGUAAAGAUUUCGAUCAGACGCUGAGUGUAUCACUGUUUAAAGAUGUGCUCAGUGAUGCUUCAAUUCCUUGCCCCAUGGGCUUAGUUAUCAUGGCAUAAAUGCAAUUAUAAAUGAACAAAUGCCUUGUAAUAACUUAGUUUACAGUACCCAACAGCAGAUCAAGUCAUAUGAUUAGAUGUGCAUUAAGAAACUAUCCAGAAAGUGUGAACAUCUGGAAUUAUUGUGUCUCUGGCUUGUGACAUGUCUGUGGAUUUAAACAACUAAAAUGAAAGUGUUAUAAAUGUAACAAUGCUUGUUUAAAAGAGCAACAAUCUUAGUAAGUAACAAAAAUGUCAAAUUUAACUGAAGAACUUUCAUCAUGACUGAACUAGCUAUCAUUGAUACGCAAGAAUCUUCAGCAGCAGAAGGACUGUAUUCCACUCCAUCUCUCAUCUUGCCAUUACCAUUAGCUGCAUUUGGUUUAGUGAGGAUGGUACAGCAUUUUAGACGCAUCACCAGACGUUUUUAAAUUCAAGGUAUCAAAUUACUAUAACAAUAAUACAGGACUUCAAACCAAGUAAACAAUGGGUAAGCAUCCUAAUGAUAUCGUUGAAUGUUCCCAGAAACAAUGGAUCAGAUCAAGGUUCUACAGUCCUGUCACAUCAAAUCAUAAAUCGUGAUAGCUAAUGAUACAGAAGAGACUCCAUGAACAUCCUCAUUUAGAACAAUAGUAGAGCCCAACAUGCCAAUGCAAAAGGCAGCUGAUGCAUCUUCAGCCAAAUGUAUUGAUUGGAUGAUCCACUUCAAUCUCCCACUCAGGUGUCCAUCACUGAAGACGCCAUCUUUAGCCAAUUGAUUUCAGUCUACAUGAUAGCAAAUGGAUUAGUGUUGUGAAUGCAACAAAGACCAUGGGCAUAACAACAUCCAGCUGCAAGACUGACAACUGUGUUCCAGAUCUAGCUGUGUCCUUAGGCAAUCUGCUUUCGUACAGUUAUGACACUAGACCUAAGUAUGCAGAAAAUUAUCUGGGAAUAUUCUGUUCACAAAAUAAAGAACAAAUAACAAUUCAACCAAUUACAUUCCCAGCAUUUAUUCUCAAUCAUCCGUGAAGUAGUUGAAGAUAUUUGUCUGACAUAGUUGUUUUGUGUCAUUUACUCACCAAUAUUCAAUUUGUGUUCCAUUAGAUCUACUAUGUUCAAAAUUGCAUUCUAGCCUCAAUCCAACAUGGGCAAAAGAGCGAAUUCCAGGGGUAGCAUGUAUCUAUGCUUGAAUACAAGGCAGCAUUUGACUGAGUGUUUUAUCAAGGAACCCAAGUAAAUUGAAGUCAAUUUGAAACAGGGAAAUCUCUCCUCUGACUGAAAUCAUGCCUUGCACAAAGAAAGAUGUUUGUAAUUCAUGGAAACAAAUCAUCUUAGCAAAAGAAAAUCAUUGCUGUAGUUCCUCAAGGCUCAACCAUUCUCAGUGGCUUAAUUAAUGAUCUUCAGUUCAAAAUAAGGAUAGAAUUUCACUGAUGAUUGCACAAUACUUAUACCUGUAUAUAGGUUCUCAAAUAAUGAAGUAGUGUUUGCCCACAUGCAGCAGUGUCUGACAGCUUUCAGGUUGAGCUAAUAAGUGGCAAGCAACGUUGAACCACACAAGUGGCAGGCAGUGAGUGUCUCCAACAAGAGAGAUUCUCACCACCUUACAAUUUAAUGCUAUUACAUUUAUUACCAUCACUAGAUAUCCCCCCACCACCAUCCAUGAGUUUUCAUUUACCCAAACAACUGGCAGCUAGGAUUUCUACUACUGCCUCAUUGCCAUCCUAUCCAUCUUUAUAAUCACUAUCUCCAUCAUUGGAUGUACCAUAGCAACAACAUACUGUCUACAAGUUGCUGUGCAGCAACUCACCAAGGCUUUUUCAACAUCACUUCAUAAACCUCUAAAGUAGAUGGAGAAGCAAAGAGGCAUAUGUGAACAUUGGCAACUGCAGGUCCUCCCCCACCAACUUCCCAAAGUAACAUCAUCACCAUCUCAAAACCCAAAACUUCAGGAAUGUCUGAUACAAAUCUGCAUUGCCAAUAAUUUUAAAUCAAAUGGUUGACAUUAUUUUACUACAUAGGAUAACUGAUUGCAAGAGUAACUAACAAGUAAUACUGAUGGGCAAUAGAAGCUAAAAACUGAGCACCAGGUUUUAGUCUGGUACCCAUGUAGGAAUGGCUACACUUAAAGAAAAAAUUAAGAAACCUGAAAUCUUGCCAUGCAUUGCAGUCCCUGCAUAAUUUUAUCUGGCCUUUUUGUGGGUCAGCAGUGCCUAGACAUUGACUGCCAUCACCCCACUCCCCUACCCACACCAACCCUUCCACACAAGGUGGUAAAUGAGGAACAAGUUUUGAAUUUUUCUCCAUACACCAUUUUCACCUGAUGUUGCAGCAUUUUAACAACCCACUUAAAGCAGUCCUGAUUUGACAGUUGUGAAGAGUCUGGAACUUUCGGGAAGGUAAAUUCAUGGUUUCACAGUCCAAGUGCUAAUGUAUUGCAGAUGUGUUUUCAUGCAGCUAUUCAUCAGAAAAAAGUGUAUUUUAAAAAUUAACUUGAUCAACUGUAUAUUUUUCACAUGCAUUAUAUACUUUUCCAAUGAAAAAAGCACAAAAAUGCUGUGAACAACAUUAUUGCAUGCCCUGUCAAGCUGUGUUAUCAUCUAUUUUACUAUGUUUUGAUAUUUGACAAAAAGAACUAACUACCUGCUCUCUUGCAUUGAUUGACUGACCCACUGCAUUGGAAUUGAAGAGAAUAGCUUCUUUACUUUCCAAUGAGAAGGUAUUGUUUGAACAGCCAUAGCCAUUAUCAAUGCAAGAUUCAGCCUCAAGUGCUAAUGAAUUUUAGCAUAGGUGUUCCAGUCUUGAGAAUAAAUGAUCACUUCAAGAAACUGAACGAGUAUGUUCCAUUGGUGUGAUUUCUAUUGUUUUUGACUCGUCACAGGAUUACAAGAAUACACGGUUUGAUUUUGCAAUUUGUUUUCUAAAUAUCAGUAAUAUGGGGCUUAUAGUAUUUUGUAAGUUUUUUUUCUUCCCUAAAGACUGCAUAAUAUUUUCUAUUGACAUUGCAUAGAAUCUAAGGACUGUAAAUUGUGCAUAUCAGAUGACUGAGUAUAGAGGGUACCCCAUGGGGGAUAUGAGGCAGGAUGGGCUGGCAUGAGAAUUGGCUGAGAAAAUUGAAGGAUGAGAUUUAGAGGGCCUUUAAAGAUUAUUGGAAGCUGGGAUACAAUGUUGGAGAACUGAAGCAGGCAUUCUAAUUAUCCAGGAGGAGAAAGUGAGGACUGCAGAUGCUGGAGAUAGAGCUGAAAAUGUGUUGCUGGAAAAGCGCAGCAGGUCUGGCAGCAUCCAAAGAGCAGGAGAAUCGGCGUUUCGGGCAUGACCCUUCUUCAGGAUUUUCCUGCUGCGCUAAUCCACCAACACAUUUUCAGCUCAUUCUAAUUAUCCACCUCUAUACCCAUAGUCCUCUCACACUCCAAUGUAGCUCAUAAACAGUGUUGUUAACGUAACACCUGUGAAAGACAGAAAUGAUAUGUAAAGUCACACAUGGGUCAGUCAUGCAGUUUGCAAGUUGUACAAGUCACAGAUUGAAAUUUUUCAAGACCAGAGAAUUAUUCGACUUUUAGUUAUAGGAGAUUAAUAUUGAAGCAUGCCUAAUUGUUACUGCUUUUGCUCACAGCCCUAGAUAGAGUAUACAAUUUAAAAUCUGUGAGUCUGUAAAUAUUUAGAUUAAAGCCAAAAGCAUUUUAGAUCACAAAGUUCUAGGCAACUCAACCUACUGUUUGACAAUGUGCUCAAUGAAAUAAUAGAUAUGUAUAUACUCCAAGCACUGAUCCAUUCAUAACAAAUAUGUCUCAGAGUAGCACUGUUUCAGGAAAUUGAUUAAUAAACUCAUAAUAAGUUACAGUUCAAAUUCUAUUAAUAAGCACCUCUGAGGUAAUUAAUAUUUGGUGAGUUUUUGGAGUUGCUUGUUAUUAUAAUUUGAUAGAGCAAACUGAUUGUAAAGUCGCAUUCAUAGGAGAAAAAUAUCUUUUGUCUAGCUAUUUCAUUUAAACAGUCUCUUUCUAUUGACUUAUACCCAAAUGGCUCUGUGACUUGUGUGUCCUGUCACGUUAUAUAUUGGCCAUUAAAGCUGCUUUGCCAAAGAGACAAUAUUCUCACCCUCGACUCAGUGCUGCCUGAGAGCUAUUAACAUUUUGAGGAUGACUAUAAAUCGGUAACCUUAUUUUGUCCCCACUUCUGUUUACUGCUGCAAUAUUUUGUUACAAAUGACCCACAUAAGAAAGUAAGUGCUAGAAAGCUAGACCGUGGGCUUGAAAUCCUUUCCAACAGAGAAAGGCAGAUGAAGGGGAGAUGGGCUCCAUGUUUUAAUGCUGGAAACCUCUGAUAAGAUUAGGCUAGUUAUUAGUUUUUGUUUGCAGUUGGACCUGCAGGGAGAAUGCCAGAACUUUGAGUUCAUUGUAACCAAAAUAAAAGUGGUAUGCAUCUCCCAAAAUCAGAUAUCUUGUUGAAUAAAUUUGAGCUUCUAGCUGUGGGCUGACAUAGUGGCUUUUAUGACAAGGGUAGGAACAAAGAGACCCGGGUUCAAUUCCCGACUCAGGCGACUGACUGUGUGGAGUUUGCACGUUCUCCCCGUGUCAGCGUGGGUUUCCUCCGGGUGCUCCGGUUUCCUCCCACAGUCCAAAGAUGUGCGGGUCAGGUGAAUUGGCCAUGCUAAAUUGCCCGUAGUGUUAGGUAAGGGGUAAAUGUAGGGGUAUGGGUGGGUUUCGCUUCGGCGGGUCGGUGUGGACUUGUUGGGCUGAAGGGCCUGUUUCCACACUGUAAGUCUAAUCUAAUCUAAAAAAAAAGAGGCAAUAUAAUUUUGUGAGGCAAUAGGCCAAAUUUAAAUGCUUGAGUUGGAUGAUGGUUUACAAUAAACAAAUGCUUUGACUACAUACUGUCUUUAUGUAUAGAUCUUCUAGUAAUGAAGUUAGCCUGUUUUAGUCAGGGACUUUUAUUCAAUGCAAAUAUUUUUUCAAACUUGAAGUGUCAGCUGGUUUGAAUGAGCUUGAAUUUAGGAGAUGCCAUCAAGUGGUCUACACCACUUCACAGAGCCCAAUAUGGGCAAGUAGUUGAUUCAAAUUUUGGAGUAGUUUUUUCGAAAAUUUCCCAGUUGUAAAAUUAAUUGGUGUCCACAUUUAAUGAAAGAACCUCUGGCCAUAAAAUUAGAAUUUUUGUUUCAAUACAAAGGCAUAAUAAACAGUCAACUUACAAUGAAUAGGAGGAAAAACUUUUUAUAUGGUUACAAAUAUUUUUAUUAGACUACCAGUUAACGGGGGCAACAAUAUUGAAAUGAAGAAAAAUACAAUUUGUUGCCACAAUGAGACAAUGUACUUUAAGAGAUGAGCAUUGAUAGGCUGUGGCCCGUUUUCGCUUUCACUUUAAAUUAUUGAGUACUCUUCCAAAAUCCUCAAAUGCAAAGCAAUGCUUACCUCAGACAGAAUGCAUUCUAUCAUAAUCUAGUCAUAUAGGAUCAAGUUGAAAACAUUUUUGUUCUUGUACUUGUAUUUGGAAAAUUAUAUUGAAGCUAAUCCUAAUUGCAUCUAAAGUUACUGGUACCUGCCAAGAUUACAGAUACUUGAAUAGGGUGAAACUGUACAAGUUACAUCCUAGCUUAAUCAGAAAUGCUAUGUUGAACUACACUUUACACAUAAAAAAUCCUUACUGUUGUGCUUGUCCCUCAAGUUGAUUAAUUUAUAACCCUUGUUGUAUUCUCUUACAAACAGAUUCUGAUUCUGGAUUCUACUUGGUGUUACUAUGGUUAAUUAAUGCUGUUGGAUUUCCAGUUGCAUAAUUACUGUUUCCUGUACAAAUUAUUACUGUCCUCAUUAGUGAUUUUUUUUAAAAUGUACUCACAAUUUUCUUUGCUUUGAUGAAUGAACAAUUUGUAA